AUGUCUUUCAAUCCAAACUAUGCGGGCCGUCAAGGCAAUGCUUCCCAUCCCUGCCAUGUUCACCAGCAAAGCCCUGUCAUCCAGCCCGGCGAUCUCUACCCGAAGGGUGAUGUCAACCAUCGGCGGGUCAAUUCCCCGCAAACCAUAGUGCCUAUGGACGAUGAAGAAUAUCAGGCCUAUAACAGAGAUUAUCACAGUACUAUCAGUCAACAAGACAUGACCCAGCAACUUGAUGUCCUUGGGCAAGGCUUCGAUACUCAAGAAGCAAGCAAUGCUAUCCAGCAUCCCGGUAUCCGUUACCCAGAAUUUUCCUCCCAAGCACGCAUGCUUCUCAACCCAUUCAAAAACGACAUUGGCAACGUCCACCAGCAAGCUGAUAACUACCAAGGCAUUUCGCCCGAAGCACCCAUGGCUUUUGAGCAGAUCAACGAGAGUGACAUCCACCCGCAACCCAAUACCCAUUGCCACCAACCCUUUUCACCUCAGGAAGUUAUGGACCUAGAGCCAUUCAACAGCCAGCACAAUGAACUCUACCAGCAGGGAGUCGACAUGAACUCCCAAACUGACACGAAUGGCCGUCAGCCAAACCAGGCGUAUGAGGCAUACAGUCCCAACGCCGCAGACCUCACCAAGACCGAAGCCGCCGCUAGGGAAUCUAGAAUAGGAAAGGCAGAGUGGCUGCGAAGGGCUUUGGACCAGCCAUUCGACAUUGAUGUUAUGCUUAGCUGUAACAACGUGCUACUGACCACAACUGCCAACUUCCCUAUGGCCGGCCUUACGAACUCCUACGCGAAAGAUCAAAUCAGCCGUCCAGUGGAUACCAGUCGGAACCUCGAGCAUGAUUGGAUCAUGGGAACCCUGAAGGUCAACCUCAUCUACCUCGAGGCUCGCCGGCGCCGUGAGCAAGCCGUAAAGGAAAACAAAGGCUAA
Messenger RNA from Penicillium mononematosum, 930 nucleotides. RefSeq lists its product as uncharacterized. Bases 1 to 930 code for a protein of 309 amino acids. The record is from RefSeq and is a predicted model, not a curated record. The transcript has a single exon. NCBI's taxonomy places the organism in Eukaryota, Fungi, Ascomycota, Eurotiomycetes, Eurotiales, Aspergillaceae.